AUGAAUCCUUACAUGAAUCAAAACGCUAUUCUAGGUGUGCCCAAGCACCCAAUCUCAGCAGUUAUUGGGGUGGUUGAGAGUGCCCUGGCCAACAGUGAACACCGUGCCCUGAACGUCUUCCAGGCCACGUACCCACGUCUAGCCCCGGCUGCACGGCAGGUCCUGCACGACCUGUACUCUGCCCUCAGGGUAGGCCUGACGGACACGGACGACAGGGCACUGGAGAAUGCCAUGGGCACCUUCUGGGACGACCUCUUUCCCCCUGUGUACCACAGUGUGCUGCAUGCCCGCCUGGCACCGUUUUCAAGGCGGUACACCGAGUGUCUUAGAGAUGCCCAGAGGGUAGUACAGCCCUGGGGCAUAGUACCCACGCUGGUCGGAGAACCACUACUUCGCGGUCUACAUUCUGCGCGACUGCUGCUACACUCGCUGGAUGUGGGCGCGCAAGUGGUCAAAACUGCCAGCAACUUUGCUGUUCCCAGUGAAUGCGGUGACGCUGCAGCACGCAUGCAGUACUGCGGUGCAUGCCACGGUACCCUAGCACCGCCAUGCCCAGGGAUGUGCCUCAAUGUUGCUAGGGGCUGCCUAGCGCCCCUAGCUGAGGUGGAUGGUGCCUGGGCUGACCUAGCAGGAGCAGUGAGUCGUGUGCAGCAGUCACUGCAAGCUGUGAGGCUGGCACAGCUGCUGCACCAGCUGCCAGACAAGCUCUCUGAAGCUGUCAUGGUAGCGCUGGAACGAGGCCCACAACUGCAGAAGAAGUGGUCCAGUCGUGUCGUCUCAUCCCUGGUCACAGAAGAGUUCGUGGAAGAGGUGGUGGAAGAGGUGAGGGUUCUCAGAACAGUUAGAAUCCUCCUCAAGCGUGAGUUGUUUGUACAUUCCAAUGUUACAGUUGGUCCUUUAGUAGAAGCCUCCAUGUACAGCGUACCCGAUCAUGUGUUCAUGGACUCUGGUGAGCAAGUUAACACCAUUCGAUCUACCCUCUUUAAGAUAAGCGACUCCGUCAUGUCUUGUAGAAGCACCUCAUCUAACCACCCUUAG
Molecule: messenger RNA, 1038 nt
Organism: Cherax quadricarinatus
Lineage: Eukaryota; Metazoa; Arthropoda; Malacostraca; Decapoda; Parastacidae
Source: RefSeq, a predicted model, not a curated record